Molecule: messenger RNA, 7499 nt
Organism: Cheilinus undulatus (humphead wrasse)
Lineage: Eukaryota; Metazoa; Chordata; Actinopteri; Labriformes; Labridae
Gene: cluha
Product: clustered mitochondria (cluA/CLU1) homolog a
Exons: 27
Coding region: 201-4406 (1401 amino acids)
Biological process (GO): intracellular distribution of mitochondria
Cellular component (GO): cytoplasm
Molecular function (GO): mRNA binding; protein binding
Source: RefSeq, a predicted model, not a curated record
CACGUGUGCGCGGCAGCACCAUGAGCAGCACUGUCCUUCCUCGGUAGACUUGUUUUUGUAAGCCUGUACCCUUCGCAUGUAGCCAGCUGGCCUGCGUUAGCCGGAGAAGCAGAUUGUUUUCUAUUUCUUUUACAGAUUCACGUACUUACACAAGGCUGCUGCUGGGACUUCUUUUUCUGUUGCCACACUGACUGCCGACCAUGGUGAGCAAGACAGAUGACAUACCGGCGUCAGUGCCCAACUGUAAUCCGGUUGAUCUUGCGGAUGAAGCCGGAGAUGGAGCCCAGGACAGCAAAGAAAGCAGCAAGACACAUCUGAAGGACUCCUGCGGCUGUGGGCACAGUGCAGAUACAGCCAUGGUGAAUGGUGACGGGGCUCACGGGCACACAGAGGAGACAGAAUCCAAACAGGAUGGGAACUGUGAAGCGGAUGGAGGGGAAGAGUCCAAUGAACAGGAAGUGAUCGUGAUCCAGGACACAGGCUUCACCGUUAAGAUCCAGGCACCAGGGACAGAGCCAUUCGACCUGCAGGUAUCUCCCCAGGAAAUGGUUCAGGAGAUCCAUCAAGUGUUGAUGGACCGUGAGGACACCUGCCACCGCACCUGCUUCUCCCUGCAGCUGGACGGAAAUGUGCUGGACAACUUUGCUGAGCUCAAGUCCAUCGAGGGUCUGCAGGAGGGCUCGCUGCUCAAAGUGGUGGAAGAGCCGUACACGGUGCGUGAGGCCCGCAUUCAUGUGCGUCACAUCAGAGACCUGCUGAAGAGUCUGGACCCUUCAGAUGCCUACAAUGGGGUGGACUGUAACUCUCUCUCCUUCCUUAGUAUCUUCACUGAUGGUGACCUUGGAGAUAGCGGUAAGCGAAAGAAGAAGGGCAAUGAGCUGGAACAGAUUGACUGCACGCCUCCAGAGCACAUCCUGCCUGGCAGCAAAGAGCGCCCCCUGGUGCCCCUCCAGCCACAGAACAAGGACUGGAAGCCCAUGCAGUGCCUAAAGGUCCUAACCAUGAGCGGCUGGAACCCUCCACCUGGAAACAGGAAGAUGCACGGUGACCUCAUGUACUUGUACAUUGUGACUGUGGAGGAGCGCCAUGUUAGCGUCACUGCCUCAACACGCGGCUUCUACCUCAACCAAUCUACUACCUACACCUUCAACCCUAAGCCAGCCAACCCAAGCUUCCUGAGCCAUUCUCUGGUUGAGCUGCUGAGCCAGAUCAGCCCUGCCUUUAAGAAAAACUUCACUGCCCUGCAAAAGAAAAGAGUCCAGAGACACCCUUUUGAGAGGAUAGCCACGCCUUUCCAGGUGUACAGCUGGACAGCCCCGCAGGUAGACCAUGCUAUGGACUGUGUCCGAGCCGAGGACGCCUACACCUCCCGCCUGGGUUAUGAGGAGCAUAUACCUGGACAGACCAGGGAUUGGAAUGAGGAACUUCAGACAACCAGAGAGUUGCCCCGGAAAAACCUGCCUGAACGCCUGCUGAGGGAGAGAGCCAUAUUUAAGGUCCACAGUGACUUUGCGGCUGCUGCUACUCGAGGUGCCAUGGCAGUAAUCGACGGAAAUGUAAUGGCCAUCAAUCCUGGAGAGGAAACACGUAUGCAGAUGUUCAUCUGGAACAAUAUCUUCUUUAGCCUAGGCUUUGACGUGAGGGACCACUAUCGGGAACUGGGUGGAGACGCCGCUGCCCACGCUGCACCCACAAAUGACUUGAACGGUGUACGAGCGUACGGUGCUGUGGAUGUGGAGGGGCUGUACACUCUGGGCACAGUAGUGGUGGACUAUAGAGGGUAUCGUGUCACAGCCCAGUCCAUCAUCCCUGGGAUCCUUGAGCGUGAGCAGGAGCAGAGCGUCAUCUACGGAUCCAUCGACUUUGGAAAGACGGUGGUGUCUCACAGUAAAUACCUGGAGCUGCUGGAGAAGACAAGCAGGCCACUUAAGGUCCAGAGACACAGUGUACUAAAUGAGAAAACUGAGACGGUAGAGCUAUGCUCUUCUGUCGAAUGCAAGGGCAUUAUUGGAAACGAUGGCCGACACUACAUCUUGGACCUACUUCGCACUUUCCCUCCUGACCUUAACUUCCUGCCUGUGGAUGGAGAGGUGCUGUCUCCAGAGAGUCAGCGCCAGGGCUUCCCCCGCCAGCACCGCCACCGCCUUGCUUGUCUACGCCAGGAGCUCAUUGAGGCCUUUGUUGAGCAGAGAUAUCUUCUCUUCAUGAAAAUGGCAGCACUACAGCUCAUGCAGCAGAAAGCAAACAAGGACACAAAGACUGACACAGCCGCUAUCACAGAAACCUCAGAAACGACCUCAGAAAGCAAAGAUGAUACAACCCAGACACAGACCGCUGCAUCAGAUUCUUCCUGUCCAGCAGACAUCUCCAUAGACAGCACAAACCAGACAGACAACAGCACUUCUGCUGCUUCACAGGCAGCCAGUGACGGUGAAGAAAACUCCACGAAGCCCACCACAAACGGGCCUCUUGAGCUCACAGCCACCCAGAAUGGGGAAUGCAAGAGCCCACUGGAGGGUAAGGAGUUUGAGGAAAGUAUUCCAGGAUUAGCUCAGGCCAAAGAGCUGGCGGAGACCUUAGUUGCCGAAGAUGGAUCUUGUAUUGAUCCCAAAAGCCGUGAGGUCGUCCUCAACGCCUGCAAGGCAGUGGGCUCCAUCAGCAACACGUCUUUUGACAUUCGCUUCAACCCUGACAUCUUCUCCCCAGGAGUACGUUUCCCGGAUGAGAGUGCAGAUGAUGUACAGAAACAAAAGCAGCUUCUCAAAGAUGCUGCUGCCUUCCUGGUUUCCUGUCAGGUCCCAUCACUGGUUAAAGACUGUUUGGACCACAGCUCUGUGCCCAUGGAUGGAGCCACACUGACUGAAGCCUUGCACCAGAGAGGCAUCAAUGUCCGCUAUUUGGGCUCAUUGCUGGAGUUUGUGGACAAAACUCCUGCCAAAGCCCAGCUAGAGCACUUUUAUAGAAUAGGCAUCAGUGAGCUCAUCACCAGAUGUGCAAAACAUAUCUUCAAGACAUACCUCCAGGGUGUGGAGUUGUCUGCCCUUUCUGCCGCUGUAAGCCAUUUCCUCAACUGCUUCCUGAGUUCCUUCCCUGACGCAGUUGCCCACCUUCCUCCUGACGAGCUGGUGUCGCGCCGCAAAAGCCGCAAGCGCCGUAACAGGGUACCUGGCAGUGGUGAUAACACGGCGUGGGCAAGCUUGACGCCCAGCGAGUUGUGGAAGAACAUUGCCUCUGAGGCCCAGAGUUACUAUCACUUCACUAUACAGUGUGAAAGUGUGGACCAGGUGGUGGAGAAAUAUGGCCUCCAGAAAAUCACUCUGCUCAGAGAAAUUUCAGUCAAAACUGGCAUCCAGAUUUUGAUAAAGGAAUAUAACUUUGACAGCCGCCACAAGCCUGCCUUCACAGAAGAGGAUAUCCUGAAUAUUUUCCCUGUCGUGAAGCAUGUUAACCCCAAAGCCUCAGAUGCCUUCCACUUCUUCCAGAGUGGACAGGCCAAAGUGCAGCAAGGUUUCCUGAAGGAGGGCUGCGAGCUGAUAAAUGAGGCACUUAACCUCUUUAACAAUGUGUACGGAGCCAUGCACGUUGAGAUUUGUGCCUGCCUGCGUCUCCUGGCACGCCUUAAUUACAUCAUGGGAGAUCAUCCUGAGGCUCUGAGCAACCAGCAGAAAGCUGUUCUGAUGAGUGAACGAGUCCUUGGCAUUGAGCACCCCAACACGAUUCAAGAAUAUAUGCACUUGGCACUGUACUGCUUUGCAAAUGGGCAGCUGUCCACAGCCCUGAAGCUGCUGUAUCGUGCCCGUUACCUCUUGUUGUUGGUGUGUGGGGAGGACCACCCAGAGAUGGCGUUGCUAGACAGUAACAUUGGGCUGGUGCUGCACGGAGUUAUGGAGUAUGAUUUAUCACUGAGAUUCCUGGAGAACGCCUUGACCAUCAACACAAAGUACCAUGGACCCCGGUCCCUCAAAGUGGCCCUAAGCCAUCAUUUGGUGGCAAGGGUUUACGAGAGCAAGGCCGAAUUUCGCUCUGCACUGCAGCAUGAGAAGGAGGGUUACACCAUUUACAAGAACCAGAUGGGAGAGGCACAUGAGAAAACCAAGGAGAGUUCAGAGUACCUGAAGUAUCUCACCCAACAGGCUGUAGCUCUACAGAGAACCAUGAAUGAGAUCUACAAGAACGGUUCUAAUGCUAGCAUCAUGCCCCUCAAGUUCACUGCUCCCAGCAUGGCCAGUGUCCUGGAGCAGCUCAACAUUAUCAACGGCAUCAUCUUUAUACCACUCAGCCAAAAGGAUCUGGAGAACUUGAAGGCGGAGGUUCAGAGGCGGCAGCAGCUGCAGGAACUGGGGAAGAGUGAGGAGCCUUCUGAGGACAGCCCACUGGAGCUGGAGGACAAAAUUCCCAUAGAUUAAACUCUAAAAUGCCCUUAACACGGCUACUAUCUGCUAUUGGGGAGGGAGGGGGAAGCUGUGACUUAACAGCAAUGUCACUGAGCCUGUGGAACUGAGAGCCAGGCGGUUUGAGUCAGCAUUGAAACAAACAGGGGGAGGGAUGGGGGAGGGCAGCUCAGAGAACAAAACUGUAUGAACUGCAGGACAAAACCGUACAGAGAGGGGACUUCCUACAAGGUAGGAAAGAGAGGGAGGAGAAAGUACAGACAACAUAGAAUCAACGUUAACAUGCAAUCUAACAAAUCCCCGGCCUGAAAAUCUGCUGAUGCAGAUGUUAGCUGUAGAGGUACGAUCACAUAAAAACACAUGGGGAUAGCCAGGAGAGGGAGACCAAGGACGACCAUGACAUUGUAUACCAGAGCCUUAUCCACUUUACCAUAUUCCCCCAGUUCCUCUCAGCUCAGACAUCCCACAGCACUGUUAGCCCAGGACCAUUUUCUGCCCCACCAUUCCCUAAAGGGCCUCGGAGACCUCGGGGAUGUAGCUAGCCCUCCCCCCUAAAUGGCGCUCGAAAUGAGGAAGCACCAACCCUGUCCUAGAACUCAGGGGUACUUUCUACUGUGCACUAAGACCACAAAACAGUCGCUAAAUUUGAGAUUUUUCAAGUGGGGCUUCAGAAUGUAAAUUCCUUCCUCUUUGGCUUCCUUGAGCCACUUUUGCAGCAGCCGCACAUCAAUCACACACAUCCCUGAUGGUUAAUCAAUUUAACCGUUCUCUCAUUUGUACUUUACGACAUCCCAGGUGGGUGCCUGCUGUGUCCAAUGGUUCUCGUCUCUCUAAGCAAGAAAAUAAUAGUCACAACAAUAGUGAGCCUCCAACUGGUUUGAUUUCAUUUGCUGGAAUUGUUUUCUUUCUUUUUUUAAGUGAUGGGUUUUGUAAAAGUGCAAAGGAAAAUAAGAGGGUAUUUUACGCCUAUUGAUCAUCAAUUAAUUUAAGCCAUGUCUGUUUUAUAAAAAAAAAUGUAUAGAAGUGGAAAAAAGAUGUAUAAAUCUAUCAGAUUUAGACAGGUGCUUGAUUGAUGUUAAUGGAAAAAGCAGAUUUGAAACAUCCACUUUACGCAGUAGAUUUAUCUCUCUAUAUACUAGCUGUUCAAUAUUCUAUUUUUACACAUGGAAAGAAUAUGUGCAUGUAUGUUUGUAUGUGUGACAGUGUGUGUGUCUCUGUGUAGUCCAACAGAAAUUCUAAUGGCCAGGGAUGUUGCUGCUUCUGCUGCUGCUGCUGCGUAGUUCAAAUACAGGCUAAAAGCAAACGUUGGCUUUCCAAAUGUUUUAUUUUUCUACUCAUAGUUGACCUGUUGGAUAGCUAAUGCCUCUUUCUUUAAUCAGUCAUGGCUGCCAGUGUUGUAAAUCUAUUUCUGUAUGAAUUGGUACUAAAAGAGCCUCUUCUCACCACAGGCAGUAGAGACUGAUUUGUUGUUGCUGGGAGUUAUUAUUUUUUUCUUUUCCAUUAUUUGGUCAUCUUUUUGUAUGUAACUGAGAUAAAAACCAGCCAGAGUGUCUGUUCAUUGAGCGGCGUUUAGUGCACUUUCUCCUGCUGUUUGAAUGUGCGGUUAUGUACACAGCACAACCAAAAGUGGACAAAGGAAGAGCUGCCUCAGUGUGAUGUACCAAAAAAGACUGAUAAAAGGUUUGUGUGCGCUUGUAUACAUGCAAUGUAUCCCUCCCAUGGCAAUUUAUUACUUGAUUGUUGCCGUGUCUAAAUGUAUGAUUAAAGCAAUAGAGAGAUGGUGCUGGAAAUGAUUGUUUCUCAAGAAUGCAUUUUUACCAGGUAAAAAAAAAAAAAAAAAAAAACAACAAACAAGAGGACUACUUUCUGUAUUAUCCGGAUAACCUGAAAAUGAGGGAGCUGUGGGGAAAAUAACUAAAGGAGAGCUCUUAGGACUGGUUCGGCUGUCACAGUGAUUUUUUUUUUCUGACUGCACCAAUAAGAUGAUGUCAUAACAUCAGUAACAGAGCGUGGUGUGUAUUGUGCCUAUUGUGUAUGCUUCUGAAUGGAACCAGGGUGAUGACAGGUAAUAACUUUAUAAUAUAUGCUUCUUGAUUUUGUUUUUAUUUUGGGCUUGUUUUAUCAUGUUUUUUAGUUUAAUUAUUGAUUUUCUUUUCUUUUGUCCCUGCUCACUAAGCCCUGGCCAACAGUAAUACCAAUCGUGUCCAUAGGGUGGCACACCAACAUCUGUUUCAAUCUGGGGGACUUGCAUUGGCCUUUGCUGACACUUGUAUUAGUGCUAGAGCACACAGUUACACUAAAGUAGCAAAAGAGAAUAAUAGUGAUACUGACAGCAAGCAUUUUCUGAUUAACUGUUAGUCCAUAAAGGUGUCCGAAAUCGGAAUCUGACAUCAAAUCAGCAGUAUUCUGAUUGUCUGGGUAUCUCCCAGUUUACAAUAGGAACAUUUAUGAAUGAUUAUUGUUUUGUGCAAAGAUAAAGUUCUCUUUGUUACACAUUUAAUGCAGUGCUUUUGUGUAGUUGGAAGCACUGAUUGUUCCCUAGAGAGUCCAGUGGAACAUUUGUGUUUUGAAUUAAGUUGUACAAAGAUUUGAUAUGUAACUAGGAAUUAGAAUAUGAGCAGACUUUAAAGCAACAAUAUGGUGUAAUAAAUCCAAACUAAGGGCAAAGGUUUGUAUUUACAUUUAAUUUGCAUACACAUCGUUUCCAAAGUAUGAAAUGUAAUGCAGAUGUAAAAUAUGGAUACUGACAUGACAUACAAUUAAAAAGCUAAAAAUGUACUUUCAAGACAUGCCAUUUGUGCUAGAUAAACUUCAAAGUCUUCGUAAGGAGGAAAAUGCUCUAAGCUACCAUGCACAUUAUGCUGCCCACCAGUUAUCACAUAAUUGUCACUGCCUGAGACCUGAAAAGAUGAUUGCCUAAAAGUUUUGUGCUCUAUUAGCUGAUGAAGUUUCUUAUGCACAAAGGCGUCUUAGGCCAGGUGUUUGAGUCUGCUUCCUCUGAUGUGUGGCAUUUGUGUGUUGCUCUUUACAAAAUAACAAUCUAACUAUAUUUUGGAUUGAGUUUGCUUUUUUAUAUGAAAAUAAAUAAAAUUAUGCUAGUAAAACUUC